AUGUCGUGGCUCUGGAAGGGCGACGCGAACUCCCCUGCCUCGUUCGAAAAGGCUCUGUCGAAGCUCUCCUCCCAAAUCACCUCCGCAAACCUCGCCCUUGACACCAGUCGAAGUCGCGGGCGUCGAGUCAAGGCCCUGUGGACACUCUACACCACCCUGACUUACCUCCUCUACACCCUGGUCAUCGUACUUGUGCUCGGCCCGCAAAACUGGUCAUUAUAUCACUAUUCUGGUCUCAUUGGAGCACCAGUCUUGAUCUACGCUAUUCGAUCAUUGGUGACCGCAUUCUUUGACUGGAGAAUCAGUCGUCAACAGUCAUACCUAGACCACUUGCAAAAACAAAGAGAACAGAAGAUUACCGAACUCAAAAAGGCUACCAAAUAUGAUAGCACGCAAGAACUGCUACAGAAAUAUGGCGGCGCCCCUCCAGCCAAGACACCUUCGAAGCAACCACAAGGCGGCAAAAGAAGAAUCAAUCCUCCAGAGAAGCCGCCGGCUCAGAGGACUGGAAUUGCUCCUCCGCCCACGGCGAACAUUCCAGGCCGUAAUCUUCCACCAGGAAACAGUACUCCCCUGUCUCCGGCUCACGGACGGGCACCGCUUACGGCGCCCAUGAUUGUACAAAGCCCCACGGACAUGAGACCUGAGUCGCCAGGAUUUGCUCCGAACGCUUUUCCACAGCCCCCACCACCGAGUACGGCCUAUGACCACACCCCUCACUGGUAUGAUCGCAUUCUAGAUGUCCUACUGGGCGAGGACGAAACCGCCGCCAAGAACAGGCUCGUGCUGUUAUGCUCUAGAUGUCACCUGGUCAACGGCCAGGCACCUCCAGGAGUGAAAACACUGGAAGAGCUGGGACGAUGGAGGUGCAGUAGCUGUGGUGCUUGGAAUGGGGUUGAAAGCGAAGGCGCAAAGGUGGUCAAAGAGAUUGCGGCCGCGGCAGCUACCAAGAGGGACCAUGGGGAAGAAUGGGAACAAGUUCCACAAGCUACGGACAAUCUCGAAGAAUUCGGUGAAGAAUUCAAAGAGGAAGAGGCAGAGGCUGCCGAUUACAACACACCGAGCACGACGGGGCGAGAUGCGGCCGAGGACAGGCACGGGGGUCUAACAAAACGAGCCACCCGCAGUGCAGGGAAGAAAACCUCUCUCGAGUCUCUAGAAUGA
Molecule: messenger RNA, 1164 nt
Organism: Capronia epimyces CBS 606.96
Lineage: Eukaryota; Fungi; Ascomycota; Eurotiomycetes; Chaetothyriales; Herpotrichiellaceae
Exons: 2
Coding region: 1-1164 (387 amino acids)
Biological process (GO): endoplasmic reticulum tubular network organization
Cellular component (GO): endoplasmic reticulum tubular network
Source: RefSeq, a predicted model, not a curated record